AUGUCAGCCCCUGUUGUAUACGAGGGGCAAGUGCAGGGCGGUGGCGGCACAUUAUUCAACGACAUGAAGUUCUGGGUUGCCCAACGCGUACCUAUGCGCAGUACUUGGGUUCAAAAUAUCGAGAACAACGGCGGCACCAUCACAAAGCUAGACAAGCAAGCAGAUUAUUUGAUCGCUGACCAUGCGAAAAACGAUGUCCCCGCGGGAUCGUACUCGUGGAAGUGGAUCGAGGACUCAGUAAAGGGCGGUAAGAUCAUGGACAAGGAAGAUUACUUGAUUGGUGCCCCGCGCCAUGAGUCGAGGCCCGCUGGAUCAGUACAGCACAAGUCCACAAGGAACUCAUUUACCAAGCAGGAUGACGAACUCCUGGCGAAAUUCGUCACCAGAUAUGAGAGGGAAGGCACCGCCGUUCUAGGCAACACUAUAUAUAAGCAAUUUGAAGCAAAGUAUCCUCACCAUACCUACCAAUCCUGGAGGGACCGCUGGGUCAAGAAACUGCAAUAUCGUGAAAGACCCCACAUAUCGGACAGCAAAUCUUCACCACCUCUAGCGGAUGUGCCUGGUGCUGUCUCUGCGAAGCCACGGCCGAUGCCACAAGCUCCGCUUCAAAGAUUACCGGCUCCACGUGACACCUCUGCUAGAAGCGCGUCGCCGCCCAAGAAGACGAGAGCUAGGUUUACCCAGGACGAAGACCAAGUGCUUAUGCAGUAUAUCGAAGACAUGAAACAGUACGGCAAGGGGGUGUCCGGCAAGAAUAUAUACAUGGACUUCGCCGAAGAUUUCCCUCAGCACACAUGGCAAGCAUGGAGAGACCGAUACCUGAGACAGCUGAGGCCUCGUGAAUUCUUGAACGAUGCUGAAGUUACUCCUCAACCCUCUCCAGCUGCAAAGAGUGCACAUACUAAAACGCCCCAGCAGCCUGGUCCGGUUCAAUCAAACCCCAAUAUUGUGAAAGGACAAGGCAGGAAUAGUGGUAUGCACGUCCCAAGUGCCGCUGCGCUCACACACGCAAAUCCUAAGCAGGAUGACUUGUGCCCAGAAGACCUCAGGCUCGAACCCCCAUCGGAAGAUGCUGACAGGGGCUAUGUUGCGCAAAAUUUCAUUCCGCCUGCUGAGCCAGGAAGCAUUGGCGAUGGGACAGCUGAGGCUGCUGGAAAUUCAAUCUCAAAGAGGCAGACCAGUCAUCCUGAUGGUAAAAGUACAGGCUCUUACGGAGUGGAUGACGAUGUCUCAGUAUCAGAAAUGACCACAAAUCAAACACAGGCUUUCAUAGAUACAAGAGAGGAUUUCUUGUCUGUAUAUGGAAACUUUCUCACAGCAGAAUCACAAAUCGAUCCGGAUACCAUUCAAACACACAUCACCUUACACGGGCGAACAUUUGAGAUUUGGAGUCUUUGGAAAGUCGUGCAAGAACAAAAGGUGGAGCCUGCUGAGCGCGACUGGCAGCAAAUCGCGGAGAAUUUGGGGUUCGAUUGGACUGAGAUGCCAUCUAUCCCUGAUGCGAUCAGAGAUCUAUACGAGAUCAAUCUUGCAGAGUUCGAAAUUAUCAUGUUGGAAUAUGGACAAGAUUCAGGGGACACAGAAGAGGAGGAUUUUGACGACGAGCAAACCGGCACACCGCAACUGCAGGCACGUAAACUUCUCGGCACCGAUGGUUUGCUAGCGGAAGAUCAAUUCAACUCUUCGCCACCAAAACAGCCAUCGCUGAAGCGCGCGCACGACUCGACCUUUUCUUCCGACUUGGGGUACCCUGACUCGUCUAGAAAACGUUCCAGGUUAGAUCGUGCCGGCGAGAUUCCAUCCACUCCAGACGCAAAGAAUGGAACCUUGCAUCUGCGUCCUUCUGUGAGCGCUGCCAUAUCUCCUGACGACAGACGCUACAUAGCAUUACCCAAAUCCUCCCGCGCAAUACAAAACAAGAGGAGCAGCACGCAGGUCAACGCGGAAGACGAAGAAAUGCAGGUUAGAGGAGUAGAUGAAGAUGCGAUUACAAGAUCGCGUCGAGCUGCAAUUGGCCCCACAAUGCAGGGCAUGCAGUUCGAGACUCAAGUUAUGGGCAACUUGGAAGAAGAGACCCAAGCUGAAGUCACGCCAUCACAACAGCUUCACAGUGAGAUUCAUGCAGAGGAGAGGCGCCGGGAGCUGAACCGGACUUCACCAACACCUAAGAGGAAAGUGAAGUCCCCUUUCAUCGCGGAUGAUGACGACGAUGAUGAUAACGACGAGGAAGAGGAAACCAUUUUACCAAAAGCACGGUUUGGUAAAGGCCCGAACCCGCUUUCGGAGCAACUACACCUGCUCGAACCAAAGCGUCGAUCCUUUCAUGCGUCCUUCACUAAAGCCAUGAAAGCUCCGUCAACGCAGCCUCGCAAAUCAAUGCCCACUUCUUCUCAAAAGUCCACAUGGAUCUCUUCCCCGCGUGACUCUAACCGGUCAACGCCUGCACAACUACCAGCUAGAACGAAGACAAAGGCAGAAGAAUUGGCCGAAGUGGUAAUAUACUGGGAGUCACUAGGCUAUCUACAUGCCCGGCGUUGCUUGGAAGCCGCGACAUGGGAACCCGGACUAGCUGGACGUGUGAUGGAGCAUAUGAGGGAUGGGAACCCUAUCCCAACGAACUGGGAGGGUGUCUGGUCUCCUCAUGAUGACGAGAGUCUGAGGUUGAUAGAUUCCUAUGAACCUCCGAAAGACGAAAGGGAAGCCAGGAAGCGCAGGAAAGCAGCUGAGAGGUUGAAAGACAAGCAUGGGGAAGAACGUCUAGAACUAAGGAGAAAGUGGCUAGCUGCAAAGGCUGAGCUGUGA
This is a messenger RNA of Truncatella angustata, 2802 nucleotides long. Its product is annotated as Rap1 Myb domain-containing protein. Gene Ontology annotation, cellular component: shelterin complex. Gene Ontology annotation, molecular function: telomeric repeat DNA binding. The record is from RefSeq and is a predicted model, not a curated record. NCBI's taxonomy places the organism in Eukaryota, Fungi, Ascomycota, Sordariomycetes, Amphisphaeriales, Sporocadaceae. Gene Ontology annotation, biological process: telomere maintenance via telomere lengthening; regulation of DNA-templated transcription. The coding region runs from base 1 to 2802 and encodes 933 amino acids. The transcript is spliced from 4 exons.